AUGGCUUCCUUCCCCGCGGAGCCCGCGGAGCUGGGCUCGGGGCCGGCCGGGGGGUCGGCGAGGGGCGAGGAGGAGGAGGACGAAGACGAGGAGGACGACGACGAGGAGGACGACGACGACGACGACGAGGAGGAGGAGGAGGAGGAGGAGGACGAGGCGGCGGAGGAGGCGACGGCCCGCCAACUUCUGCAAACUUUGCGAGGGGCGGAGGAGGGGGCGGAGGAGGAGCCGGAGCCGCCCGUGCUGAGCUUCUCGGCCGAGCAGGUGUCGUGCGUGUGCGAGGCGCUGCUGCAGGCGGGCCAGGCGGGCCGGCUGGGCCGCUUCCUCGGGGCGCUGCCGGCCGCCGAGCGGCUCCGUGGCAGCGAGUCGGUGCUGCGGGCCCGGGCGCUGGUGGCCUUCCAGCGGGGCGACUUCGCCGAGCUGUACCGGCUGCUGGAGAGCCGGCCCUUCCCCGCGGCCCACCACGCCUUCCUGCAGGACCUCUACCUGCGCGCCCGCUACCGCGAGGCGGAGCGGGCCCGCGGCCGCGCCCUGGGCGCCGUGGACAAGUACCGGCUGCGCAAGAAGUUCCCGCUGCCCAAGACCAUCUGGGACGGCGAGGAGACGGUGUACUGCUUCAAGGAGCGCUCCCGCGCCGCGCUCAAGGCCUGCUACCGCGGCAACCGCUACCCGGCCCCCGACGAGAAGCGCCGCCUCGCCGCCCUCACCGGCCUGUCGCUCACGCAGGUCAGCAACUGGUUCAAGAACCGCAGGCAGCGCGACCGCACCGGGGCCGGCGCGGGCACCGGCGGGGCCGCCACCGCCAAGAGCGAGUCGGACGGGAACCCCAGCACGGAGGACGAAUCCAGCCACAGCGCCGAGGACCUGGAGGGGGCUGCCGGGGUCCCCGGGGUGACCGUGGCCCCCGAGGGCCCCGUGGGCUCCGUGUUCCUGCCCGCGGCGCCCGGCGGGACCCCCGGCCCAGCGCCGGUUCUGCUCAACGGAAACUUCCUGGCGGGCAGCCCCCCGGCCGUGCUGCUCAACGGGGGCUCGGUCAUCAUCAACGGACUGGCGCUGGGGGAUGGACCCACCCUCGCCCCGGCCCUCGCCCCGCUCCUCCUCAACGGCGCCGCCCCGCAGCCCCCAGACGCCGGCCCGGGGAAGGCCCAGGAGGCCCGGUUGGCCGAGGGGCCCGGGCCGCUGCCCGGCACGGCCGAAGAGAAGCCCCCGCCGCCUCCGGGCCCGGCGGUCUCCCUGCCCCAGGUGGUGCCCGGGUCUCAGGCCCCCGCCGCCCUGCAGCUCUCCCCUGCGGUGCCCGCCGUGCAGCCCGCCACCCUCCCCACCUCGCAGGUGGUGCCCGCCUCCCAGCCCGGCUCCGCCCCGCCUGUGCUGUCCCCGGCCCAAAUGGUGCCCCUGUCCCCGUCGCCCGUCUACUCCGUGCCCGCCGGCCCCGCGCCCCAGCUCCUGUCGCUGCCCCAGGUGGUGCCCUCCCCACAGGUGGUGGCCCUGCCACAGGGCGUCGGGCCCCUGCAGCUCCUGGCGGGGGGCGGCAGCCCCGUCAAGGUGGCCGCGGCGGGCUCGCCCCUCGGCUCGGGCAACGUCCACCUCAUCAACACCGGCGUCGGCGUGACGGCUCUGCAGCUGCCCACUGCAGCUCCGGGCAACUUCUUGCUGACGAACCCCGUCCCCGGCGGCCCCAUCCUGACGGGCAUGAGCCUGCAGCAGGGCAAACUCGUCCUCACGGCCACCUUCCCCGCCAGCAUGCUGGUUUCCCCCGUCCUGGCCGCUGCAGCCCCCACCGGCCUGGCCCUGCCCGUCAAGCAAGAGCAGGGCCCCGGGCCCGCCCCGGCCGAGCCCCCCCCCCCCCCCGGGGGCCUGCUGCCCGGCUUGGCCGCGGCCCCGGCCGAGGGGCUGGCGCUGGCGGUCACGCCCGCGUGGGGGGCCGGGGUGCUGGAGCUGGGGGGUGGGGUUCCGGUGGGGGGGCUGUUCGAGAUGGACAAGGAGCUCCCGGCCGCGGCCCCCCACGCCUUGCUGCGGCUGCCCGAUGCCGAGGGCCUGCUGCUGGAGCCCGGUGAGCUGGGGCCCGAGGGCAAAGUGCUGACCCAGCUGCAGUCGGUGCCCGUGGAGGAGCCCCUGGAACUAUGGGAAUCCGGUCUGUUCCCCGGCUGCCAAAUACCGGCCCUGCCCGAGGCCCAGGACCGAGAACUCUGCGGGCUGGAUUUGCAGCCCGCCGAGGCCAGGGUCCCCGCUUGCCACGAGCAGGAGCGGGGCCCGGGCUGGGAGCGGAGCACCAUGCCCCGCUAG
This is a messenger RNA of Tachyglossus aculeatus (Australian echidna), 2283 nucleotides long. It is a transcript of the gene SIX5, whose product is annotated as SIX homeobox 5. The transcript is spliced from 6 exons. Gene Ontology annotation, molecular function: RNA polymerase II cis-regulatory region sequence-specific DNA binding; DNA-binding transcription factor activity, RNA polymerase II-specific. Gene Ontology annotation, biological process: regulation of transcription by RNA polymerase II. The record is from RefSeq and is a predicted model, not a curated record. Lineage: Eukaryota; Metazoa; Chordata; Mammalia; Monotremata; Tachyglossidae. Bases 1 to 2283 code for a protein of 760 amino acids. Gene Ontology annotation, cellular component: transcription regulator complex; nucleus.